Molecule: messenger RNA, 2294 nt
Organism: Anolis sagrei ordinatus
Lineage: Eukaryota; Metazoa; Chordata; Lepidosauria; Squamata; Anolidae
Gene: PARM1
Product: prostate androgen-regulated mucin-like protein 1
Cellular component (GO): plasma membrane; late endosome; Golgi apparatus
Source: RefSeq, a predicted model, not a curated record
UAAAACGGGGAACUCCUCCAAACGGACAAGAAGGUGUGAAGGGAGUCCCCAGCGGCUCCUGAAAGAGGUUUUGCCUGAGGGAAGGCUGCUUUCUCUCCCUUGAAAGCGGCCGGCCUUCUUUCCCGUCGAGGAAAAGUUGAGAAGGAACGAGCGCGCGCUUGCCGCCCAGCAGGGGGCGCCCUGGAGCAGCGCGAACGAGGAGGAGGAGGAGGGAGCGCGUGAGAGCCGGGCGGCGCGAGCCAAGGAGGGAAAAGGCACCGGGCGGCGCAUUCGGAAGCCCCAGAGCGGCGGCGCUCUCCUCUUCCUCCUCCUCCUCCUCCUGCUUCUGCUUCUCCCGCCUCGAUCGCCAUGGCUCCUGCGCUCCCCACCCUCGUCGCCCUCGCUGUCAUCACAGCAGGACUAAAUAUCAACUGUGCUUCAACCAAUACAACUGAUCCCAGCAUGGCUUCUCACACAAGCAGAUCUACGACAGGAAGAAUUGAAACUGAUCAUCCAGCAUCCACAUUCCACAAUAACUCUCCAGCAAGUACUAGUCCACCAGCUGCACUGUCAACUACUCUGUCUCUUAGUACUGCAUUGGAGGAUUCAGAACACACUACCACCACAGGUACUACAACUCCUCUGUCAGCAGUGGAGAUUUCAGCUACAACUUCUCCAUCAAAUACAUCGGACAUGAAUAUUUCAACAGCGUCACAGCCAAAUACAGAACAUACACUGUCUCCUGUGACUUCCUUUGCUAAUGCCACAACAGAAACCUUUACCCACUCUCAAACCCCAGCAUUUACCUCCUCACAGAGUUCAAAUGAUUCAAUCAGCAUCACUACUCCAUCACCAUCUGACAUUACCAAACUUAGCACAGCUGAAGUUACGCAGUUGUCAAGCACAGAAGCAUCCGUACCUGUGAGCACAAGCAAGAAAGUGCACACCGUAGAGGCAACAUCAAGAGAGACUCAUGUGAUAUCCACCUCCUCAAGCCCAUUGGAAUCCCUUACCUCUUCAGAAAUGACCCUAUCAAGUAAAGUUUCUCUAGAGACUUCUCCCACUGGGAGUACCACGUUCUCUUCAGGGAUAACCAUUCAGGCGGUUCAGCGUGCUUUGAGCCCAGGAAGCAUUGCAGCUAUAACUAUAACAGUGAUUGCAGUGGUUCUAUUAGUGUUUGGCAUAGCUGCAUUCUUGAAGAUCAGGCAUUCUUCUUAUGGAAGACUCUUUGAUGAUCAUGACUAUGGAUCCUGGGGAAACUACAACAACCCUCUGUAUGAUGACUCUUAAUUUUCAGCCAAAUAUUGUCAUUGUAUGUAUGAAGUAUGUGUUCCUCUAAAAGCACCAAGGUUUGAUAUCCUGCUACACAUGGCUCAAUGUUUUUGUUCCUCCCCCCCCCCCCUCCCCCGGUGAACCAUUUUGACUUCAGUACUGGCCAAAAUCCUGGAAAUAAGAUGGACUGAUGAGAAGCUUGCAGGAACAAACCAAGACAGAGUGUGAAAUUUGUUGCCACUGGAGUAGGCACAUCCACUGCAGGUUUUUACUCAUUUUUUUCAGCAAAAGAAGGCAAUCUGUGAGAAGUUGUCGUGACAGGACUGCUGUGACCAUUGAGUUCCCAGAAAAUUUGUUUAAUUGAGAAGUGAAGCUUUAUAGGAGAUCUGCCAAGAAGAAAGUAUGUGGCCUUUUUAGUUGUCAAUUAGCAAAAGUUCGUGGUAGGCUUUGCUCAGGAGGGAGUUUAAAAAUUAAUACCAAAUCUUGGGUUUUGUUUUAUUUAUCUUUAACUAGGUUGUCUUGAGAAUAUUCUAAUUAAAAUACAACUAAAUGUUGGAGGAACACCUGAUAUUGCACUGAGGGUCUUGUUAAGUAUCUACUUUUCAAGUGCUUCUGCAGAUGUCACAUUUCCCUUCUUUGAUUUCUUUAAGGUCUACCAUGUGCCUUGUAGUCGUUGCUGCCACCUGUUUAAGCAAAUGGCAUGGGCAGAGAAAUGCACAUUGGAAUAGUGUAAAAAAAAUGAACAUGCAAGCUGAGCUAGACAUAAUUGAUCAGAAAGAAUGGGAAAUCCACACAGUACUGCCAUUUGCAGCAAGAGUCCUUUUGUUUUCUGACCAAAGCUUGAAGAGAGGGGAAUACCACUGGCAAAGCCUUCCCAUCUUGCAGGCUGUCUUUCUGAGGCUAUAGGAACACAAGAUCAGCCAUGAUCCCUCAUGUCUAAAAUAUCUACCCGCAAAGCAUCUUUGUAGAUUAAAGUUUUUGUUGCUUCCCAGAUCACAGGCGAUCUAAUGCUGUGGACUUUAAUAAAACCUGUUUUACUGGGA